UUACCCUAUGUGCCUUUGCCGCAAAAGUCGGAGCACGUCCGCAGAGUACGAGCGGCUCACAGCGCGCCAUUUCCAAACGUCAAUCGGUCUUGUUUACAGCUGAAAUAAAGCGGCAAUUGAUAUCAACGAUGGAUGCAACAAAUUCAGUUUCGAAGGGGGUAUUUGUGUUUAUAAAUGGAGCAACGCGUGUCAAAGGACGCAAAAAGACGCAACGUUGUAACAGCCUCCUAGACACGAGCACAACAAAGCAGCAUUGGUUUCGUAUGUACAAAACGCACUGGGAACGUUUGCGGCAAAUGAUACUGAAGAUGCAAACAAGUAGCUAUGGAAAAAUUAUCGAUGACUUGUUGAAAUUCAUUGAAAGCUGCCAGCAAACGGACACGUACGAGGGAUUUCUUCCUACUGCGGCAUUGCUUACUGGUAUCAAUCAAACCGACCAUCUCUCCCAGUUCGAGAAGCUGGCCGAAGAUAUCCACAACAACACACUCUCGAUUGUUGUGCUGCUGCCGUCCCGUGAUGGAUCCAGUCUUAAGCAGGCCGUGGAAACGAUUGUUGCUAAAUGUAUACACGGCCAACAAACAGAUACUGCAGAGGAGAAGCCGCUUCGUAAAAAUCAGCUCAAUCUGGACGUACUGCAUGCAUGGUACACUGAAACGCAUAUAAACUGUCGCGUUAAGCCAAAACUCACCAUUAUUAUCCCAGACUUUGAACUGUUCAAUCCGCUGGUUCUGCAAGAUCUGAUACUUAUACUGGAUUCUUACGCAACAACGUUGCCGUUCGUGCUUGUAUUUGGUGUGGCAACUGCUAUUUCGACUAUUCACAAUGUACUGCCAUAUCAUGUCACUAGCAAAAUCAAGCUAUCCAUUUUUCAAUCGGAACCAUCGGCGACCAAUCUCAACAAAAUCCUGGACGAAGUUGUGCUAACACCUUUCUGCCCUUUUCAUCUGUCCGGGAAAGUGUUUAAACUGCUUUUGGACAUUUUCCUGUUUUACGAUUUUUCCGUCAACGGUUUUAUUCAGGGGUUCAAGUUCGCCUUCCUGGAUCACUACUUUCAACAACCAAUUAAUGCGCUCAGUGCCAUCAUCGACGACGCAGACGAUUUACAAGCAAUCAUCAACGAAUUGACAUCGGCCGAGCUGGAACAGAUACGGCAGCUACCCUCAUUCCGUCCUUAUGUGGAAUCUCUUCAAAAUCCCCAGGAAGUCAUCGACAUCCUUACGAACGAUGGCUACUUCAAGCGAUCUCUCACGCCAAUGAUAAUGAAGGUGCAUAACUAUUGGUUUACUUUUCACUGCGCACUGCAAAUACUGCAUACACUUGUAUCCGACCUUCCCAAGGCACCGUUGGGACGGCAACUCCGUGAACUCUAUUGUCAGUGUGUGUCUUGCGACGUUACUGAACUGCCCGAGUUCAAGGAAUGCAUGCAAUUGCUAUCGUUCCUGUCGAAGGAAGAAAUGUUGUUGAAGAUUAAACAGGUGCUGGAUGUGGUGUUACAGUGGGUUGAUCGGAACGAUCAAUUGAACAUUGAAGGUUGCGUGGUGUACGAAGUAGCACCGUUGGAGGCAAUGGCAAACGGUUUGGCGAUACUAUCCGAGGAGCUAGCAGUUGCUAGUCACGAACAAAUCGACGUAGAUACACAGCAGGACAAACAAACUCUACUGUCUAGCCAAAUGGGACGCCAAGAGCUGCGGGAAAAGCUGUUGACGGCGGCGAAACAUGCUAAAAGUGAAUCUGCUACCACCCGAGCUGUAGGCAAGAUAAUGGAUUAUUUUCUAGGCAAUAUCUUCCAACGACACCUUCACCCACCGACAGGCAAAAAAGUGCCAUUCAUUGAACUGUUUCUGUACAAUGACAGUUCGUUCAUUCGUCAGCAUAUCAUUGGUGCUCCUAGGGCCGCAGUUCACACUGCUCUCAACAAUCCCCAAUUUUACACGCAAUGUGAAUGCUGCACUCUCGAUGAAUCCUCCUGCAUUAUCCCAUCCUUGCCAGAUCUUUCAAUCGCAUAUAAACUUCACUUGGAGUGUGGUCGGAUGAUAAAUCUGUUCGAUUGGCUGCAAGCAUUCCGUACCGUAAUCGAUGAUGUCAACAGUGACGGUGCAGAACAACAGAUCGAUCCAGUAAUUCAGGCUCGCUUCACUCGAGCAGUUGCGGAACUGCAGUUUCUAGGUUUUAUAAAAACAUCCAAAACCAAAACCGAUCACGUCACAAGACUUACAUGGUGAAAAUGUAGCAUUACAAUUACAGAGAAUAAGUAUUGUUUUUAAAUACCUGUCGGUGUGCCUAAGUUUUCUAAGAAUCCACUAUUUAUGUUAGGCGUGUUCUCAAAUUUAUCUAUAAAUCUUAAAAUAUUGUAUAAAUCCUUUUCGAAUACAUAAAGUGCACCAAAUCAAAA
Molecule: messenger RNA, 2392 nt
Organism: Anopheles arabiensis
Lineage: Eukaryota; Metazoa; Arthropoda; Insecta; Diptera; Culicidae
Gene: Orc3
Product: origin recognition complex subunit 3
Exons: 4
Coding region: 129-2222 (697 amino acids)
Biological process (GO): DNA replication; DNA replication initiation
Cellular component (GO): nuclear origin of replication recognition complex; DNA replication preinitiation complex; nuclear pre-replicative complex
Molecular function (GO): DNA replication origin binding
Source: RefSeq, a predicted model, not a curated record